Messenger RNA from Meloidogyne enterolobii, 525 nucleotides. The record is from the annotation of a GenBank genome assembly. NCBI's taxonomy places the organism in Eukaryota, Metazoa, Nematoda, Chromadorea, Rhabditida, Meloidogynidae.
AUGGUCAAAACAUCACAAAAAUUAUUAUUAAUUAGUGGAGCCGAAAAUAAAAGUAAUUUUGGAGAUACAACAACAACAACUUCUAGUUUAACAACAACAUCAACAAUUAAUAAUUCUUUUAAUCAACAAUUCCAAAUUAUUAAAAAUCAGGAGUUUCUUUUAUACAAAUCUUUACACAAACUUUGUUUUCAAUUAUUGCUAGUUGUUGAAAAAUUUAUUGAAAUGUGUUUGUCUGUUCAGAAUUUUAAUAAUUCUCAGGAGUCAGAUUUAACCCCAGCAGUAGCUUCUCUCCAAAAAGAAUUGCUUUCACAUUUAUCAACUUCAUCCUCUUUAGAUUCUUUUAAAACUUCAAAUUUAAGUUUAGAAGGAGGGGGAGGAGGGGGGAAUACUUGUUGUAGUAAUUCUUCUUCAAUUAUAUCAAAACAACAAAAUUUUGAUUUAAAUCAGUCUAGAGAUGUUUUAAUGUUACACACAACAAAUAAACAAUUUAGAAAUGCUUUUGGGAAAUUGACACAAUUGAGGUAA